AUGGAUUUUCUUUUGCAACAUUUUAGAAGGUUAUUUUCGUUCUUGUGCGGAAAUUCUGACGAUGUGCACCCGAAGGUAAGCCAAAAAGGUUUAAUUGAGUCUUGAGUUUAAAAGCUGCAAAAAUCAUAACUUUCAUUUUAUAAAUGACAGCAGAUAUUAUCGAUGAAGAUAAAAACUGUCGUUAGACGAGAGACGUAAGCAACUGUGGAGAUUCAGUAGAAUCUCUGCCUGCAAAAUCCUACCAUAAAUGUAGAUGAACACUAAAUUUUGCCAUUAAGCAAAUACACUUCCUCGUCCACCCUAACAAGUCGACCCAAACAAGUGACAAACUUAACCUUAAAAAAAGGAUUGUGUUAGAUGGGAUCCAGGUCGAUAACAGUCAAAAUAUUAUGAUAAUUAAAAGGCUUGGCAAUAAAAGUACUUAUAUUGAUCAGAGAAUGCACGUUUGAUGAGUUAUGAUGCAUGGGUCAUCCCUGUACUUUGUGGAGUGUAGCUUCCAGCUUAAUCUGCAACCGAUUACCACUACUGUGGUGCUGUACCUGGGAUACUGCUCCAUCCUAAGGGAGCAUACACUGCUAACAACAAGAGCAUGCCAUUAGUCAACUUUACAAGCAUGCUUUUUUCAUUUGUAAAAGAACGAAGUUUAUCUGUAGUUUGACCAAAGCCACUUGCGUCUUAUCUCCAUGCACCACUUUACCAGGGGGGAGGGGGGGUACUGGCAUAUAUGAGCUAUAUAGGUAUGUGCCACUGUGAAGGGUAUGAUUUUCAAGCAGUUUACUCUGGGAUAUGGUAUAUAUAUAUAUCAGAGAGUUUAGGUCUAGAAUAGGGUAUCAUUUUCCAGGAAACUGAUCAAUUGGUUGAAGAUUUCAGUCUAGACCAGGGAAACCAGGAAAUGCUACUCAAAAAUGUAAAAUAAUCAGUUUUGUUUUAGUUGGACUGUGGUUUCUGGAAAACAGCUACUCUAGGAUAGGGGGAAUUUGGGGAAUUUAGUCUAGUAUAAGGAAGCAAAAUUCACUUGAACUAUAGAUUUGGUUUAGGCUAAGGGUUCCAGGGUCACAGCAGCACAUAGCCACCCAAAACUUUCAGGUACAUUACGUCAGAACAAUAUAAGGCAGGUAUACAGUCAUGGCAUUCAAGGACAUCAUGUGGUAAAACCUAUAUUAAUAAUUGCCACCUCUUUAAGUUUAUAAUAAUAAACAGUUGAUGUUUUUCUCCUAGUGGCAGACAGUCCAUAAAUUAAAAAAAGUUAUAAAAAGAAGGUGAAUAACAUACAAAUUAGGGUAAUCUGGUGCUGUACCUUACUUGCUUGUUCUGAACUUUUCCAUUCUGAAGUUUUAUCUGUUUAUUUGUUAUUAUAUAGAAGCCACUGGAUCCAAAUAAUACAACCAGAAUUACCGUUGCCCUUGCGGAAGCCUGGCCUGCAUUGCAAACUCUCCAUUUGGGGAAUAUCGUGAGUAAGUCAUGUGGGAGCAGCACUCAAAAAAAGACACCAGAACAAAGGGCUCCCUUUCUCUACCUUUCAUGGCUCUGCAGCUCUCAUGCAGGCAUUCUCUUGCUGAUCGAUUGCCUCUCAAAAUUUAAUGGAGAGCUUGCUUACAGGCUAAUGGAUGAUCAUGAUCAGUUGCACUGACAGAGUCUCACUGUAUUCUUUAUGUUUAACUCAUUAUUUCUCAAUAGCAUUCUUGGUAAUCUUUCCUAGAUUUGUCUUUCUGAUGCUGAUGUUUCAUCUGCAGAGGAAGCAAAUAUGAUAUUGCAAACACAUAGCAACCCUCACCAAGUUGAGGAAUUUAUUCUUGAAGGUAUGCAUAUUUUAUAAAGCUUUGUCAGUGCAUUUAUUUAAAUAAAUUGCCUUCAUAUCAAUGUACUAUUAUAGAGUUCCCAAUCCCCAUCCACCUAUAGAUUUGUCCUGUCCAUGUAUUUUAGGGUCCCAGAGCCACAAAAUAUCGUGCAAAUAAAAACAAUAACAACAACUUGACGUCUUUACAAUUUUGUGCUCUGCUAGUUAUUUAAUUUCACUAAAAGUAAUGACCCCAAGGUACCAUGCAAAAUGAAAAUUUUUAAAUCAACUAAUAACUGACAAAAAAACAAGGUCUUUAUAUCAAGAGUGUAUGAAAAGCCACAUAAAUACUCAUCAAAGUGAUAGCUAUAGUAAUUCACACACUUACAAUUGCACGAAGCAAUAAUUAUUUUCAACCAAACUGUUUUUUCUCUGCAAGGAAAGCCAAGCAUACACAGCAUUCCUAUCCAACUGUUUUCACAAAUUUGCAAAGGCUCAGUCUGUGUGGUAAUCAACUGCAAGACAUUCCAUGGUCUAUUAUUUACCUGCGGCAACUCAAGGAGCUCGAUGUUUCCUUCAAUGCUUUGGUAGGUGCUGGUUUUAUUCAAUUUUGAGAUUGUUUUAUUCAUUCUAUACCAGGGCUGUCAACCCCCCACGUCCUCAGAUAUUGAGAAUUGAUGGGGAAGGGAUGAUAGAUGAUGUCACAAUGCACGGCACAUGACCUCAUUUGUGACAAAAAAAAACGCAAAAAAGAUGUUGUUGGAAUUGUAAAAUUUGACCUAAUUGAUUUACUUCCCACCAAUCACAUCAUUGCUUAUAUUACAACGGCAUACCGGAGUUUGUGAGGAAAAGUUCGAUGUUAACAGUAAAAUAGCUCAAAUAAGGCAAAAUAUGUGACAUUUCAUUGUCAGAAAGUCGAAUCUACAAGAAAUGGCAAACUUCGGCGAUUAUCUGGGAGAUUUCAGACUCUAAUCUGGAGACCGGGAGAAACGGUUCAAAAUCUGGUGUCUCCCAGAUUAUCCGGGAGAGUAAUUGACAGCCCUGCUAUAAAAUGUUAUUAAUUCACAGCAGCUGAUCACAUGAGGCUUGAUAUUGGCCAAAAAUUAAGAUAUUAUCUGUACCACAUUACUGUAAGUGCAUAACAGGCUCAUUUAUUACUUAAUAUUUCACGAUACUAAAUCACUUUUGGGAAAUUCUUUUUGCUAAAAUGUGGAAAAGGCCAAGGCUUAAUUCAAAUGUAAAUGAAAUUACUGUAUACAAUUUUGUGUAGACAGUUACAAGCAUAUACUGUUAUUGGUUAUGGUACUUGUUAACCACCUUUUAAAAGUUCCCAGAAAUUCAAGCACACUGUUAAUUUGUGUUCUCAAAGAACUUUCCAUCCACCUGUUAAAAAUUGAUCAUUAAUUCUUGUUGUUUUGUUGUACAUUAGCAUGUUCAUAUUUUGUUGGCUAAAUAAUAAUAUUGUCCAUAAUUUACUUCUAUGUAAAAAAAUGUUUUCAAUUAUAUACUAUGUGUUUAUGUUACUCUUUAAUUGCUUAUUCACUAUGAGCUGUUAGCUAUUAUUGUUUCCCCUUAUUAUUUUAUUUAUCAAUUUUUAUUUUAUUAGAGUGUUCUUCCAAGAAUUGUGUGCUAUGUUCCAACCUUGCACGUUCUAUCAUUUCAGUAAGAAGACUAAAACUUUGCCACAGAAAUAUAUUUGUCCUCAAAAAAAUGAAGGGAUCAAGAGCAAUAUUAAGUGACUAUUCUUUAUUCAAGGGAGUGCUUCUUUUUUCAAGUGUAAGAUGUUUAGUUUUGAAAGCCAUGAAAUUCAUCUGUUAGCCCUUUUGGGGCCCCUUCACAGACCCAAAUGACAGAUUUUCCUACCCUGUCGUAUCCUUCAACGGUAAAAUCCCCACCCUUUCAUAUACCUUAAGCCUAAAAAUGGUACCCCUUUCAGGUGGAGCCUCCCCUGAUAGGCCAUUAUAGAGAGUACCCCCUGGGCGUGGCAUGCAUCACAAUGGGUGGGGCAUAUAAAGUCUCUAUUUUCUUGGUGCUCUAGAGUACUUUUAAAAGUACGUAUAAGUUCAUGGUGAAGAAAAUGUUCCAAAGGGACUAAUACUAAUCCUCCAUCCUCUCUCUUUUUAUCUUUUUCUUCAGAAACAACUUUAUCACCUAUUUACCAACAGAGCUGCUUAAUUUACCCAGUCUUAAGACUUUAGAGGCGCAAGAUAAUCCCUUGGUUUUGCCUCCUCCAGCAAUCGCAGAGAGAGGAAGAGAAUCCAUUUUAGCUUACCUUAGAAAGAGAAAAAGCAGAAGAAACAUGUUUUCAGACUUCAAGCCAUGGAUCUCUCCAAAUGAUAACCUGGUCACUGUAGAGGUAUCAACCCUGGUAGAGCUCUGUGUCAAGUAA
Messenger RNA from Porites lobata, 4166 nucleotides. NCBI's taxonomy places the organism in Eukaryota, Metazoa, Cnidaria, Anthozoa, Scleractinia, Poritidae. The record is from the annotation of a GenBank genome assembly.